AUGCACCGUUUAGAGAUGGGCCAGCGAAAGGCUUCGAACACUGCCAAGCUUCUCCAACACUUUGGCGCAGAACUAUUGUGCUGGGGAGUGGAGGAACACGAUGCGAGGCUGCGCCAAAUUUUAGAGGACGAUGAGGAGGGCAGCCUGGUGCUCUUCCCGAGCCCAGAUGCGGUGCAGGCUCAGAGUUUGGGGACAGCACCGCGUCAAGUGGUUGUCCUGGAUGGCGGAUGGCGCGAGUGUGUUCGGAUGAACAAUUGGAUCAGCCCCAAGAUACGCCGCUGCGUUGUGACCACAGCAUCCCGCAGCGAACUUGGCGGAACCAGGAAGUACAGCGGGGGCACGGAUGAUCGCGUUCAAACUGCCGCCGCUUUCGUCACGCUCUUGCGCGAGCUUGGAGAGGAUGAGAGGGAAGUUGAAUCUGUGCGAGACGGCUUAGCGCAUUACAUGGAGUGCUUCGAGGCGCAGAUCAACCGUUCCAAGACGUAG
Symbiodinium pilosum is the source of this 486-nucleotide messenger RNA. The record is from the annotation of a GenBank genome assembly. NCBI's taxonomy places the organism in Eukaryota, Dinophyceae, Suessiales, Symbiodiniaceae.